Amaranthus tricolor (Joseph's coat) is the source of this 1832-nucleotide messenger RNA. RefSeq lists its product as uncharacterized. Gene Ontology annotation, molecular function: UDP-N-acetylglucosamine-dolichyl-phosphate N-acetylglucosaminephosphotransferase activity. Bases 202 to 1488 code for a protein of 428 amino acids. Gene Ontology annotation, biological process: dolichol-linked oligosaccharide biosynthetic process; protein N-linked glycosylation. Lineage: Eukaryota; Viridiplantae; Streptophyta; Magnoliopsida; Caryophyllales; Amaranthaceae. The record is from RefSeq and is a predicted model, not a curated record. The transcript is spliced from 11 exons. Gene Ontology annotation, cellular component: membrane.
AGACUUUGAGUUAUUAUGUGUUGAAUAAAGGCUAUCUUUGUUGCCAUUGGUCAGAAUAAUGUGGUCAAUCCAUCACCGUCGAUUCAUCCGCGUCUCUUAACUCAAAAUCCAAACGAAAUUACAAAUUCAGGCAAUUUCGACAAAACGAGAGUAGUUUCUACGUAAAGCGACGCUUUUUAAGUGUGAGAAGGAAAAACCAUAAUGACUUCCCGGCGACGAGUUCCGUCAACGUCGAACGGCGGAACUACACCGUCGAACAAAUCCCAAAUCGACGCAUCUCAAACACAAUCUUCAUCAUCAAUUGAAGAACCAAAGAUCACAAUUUCAGCUUCGAAAUGGACCAAAAUCAUCAUACUUUCUUCUCUUUUAUUGCUUCCUUAUGCUUACCUUCUCUUCUUUCACUUUAAAAUUGAUGAAGAACUUAAGCGAUCUAUUCUCAUCAAUGGUGCUCUUAGUUUUGCUGGUUUUCUGUUAACUGUGAGAUUGAUUCCUGUGGCUUCUCGUUAUGUAAUUCGUCGAAAUUUGUUUGGGUUUGAUAUUAACAAGAAAGGCACUCCUCAAGGCAAUGUUAAAGUACCCGAGUCUUUGGGUAUAGUUGUGGGAAUUGUCUUUCUGGUUGUGGCAAUAUUGUUUCAACAUUUCAACUUCACUGCCGAUUCCGUUUGGCUAGUUGAGUAUAAUGCAGCUUUGGCAUCCAUCUGCUUCAUGAUUUUGCUUGGAUUUGUGGACGAUGUUCUUGAUGUCCCAUGGAGGGUGAAAUUAGUCUUGCCUUCUUUUGCUGCUCUUCCUCUGUUGAUGGCUUAUGCUGGUCAUACUACCAUUGUAAUCCCAAAGCCUCUUAUUCCAUAUGUUGGACUGGAGGUGUUAGACCUAGGUUGGAUAUAUAAAUUGUAUAUGGGCCUUUUGGCAGUGUUCUGCACCAAUUCUAUCAAUAUUCAUGCUGGUAUUAAUGGUCUUGAAGUUGGGCAGACAGUUGUCAUUGCAGCUGCUAUUCUUAUACAUAAUAUUAUGCAAAUCGGAGCAUCUACGGACCCGGACUAUCAGCAAGCUCAUGCAUUCUCUAUUUAUCUUGUACAACCUUUGUGCGCUACUUCUUUGGCUUUACUCUCUUACAACUGGUAUCCUUCUUCAGUGUUUGUGGGGGACACAUACACAUACUUUGCGGGAAUGACAAUGGCUGUAGUUGGCAUUUUGGGUCACUACAGCGAAACACUAUUGAUUUUCUUUGCUCCUCAAGUCUUGAAUUUCCUCUUGUCACUUCCCCAGCUUGCUGGAAUUAUUCCUUGUCCUCGGCAUCGUCUCCCAAGAUUUGACUCUAAAACAGGACUGUUAACAGGGACAAAGGAUGGGACGCUAGUGAACUUCUCUUUAAGAUUGUUCGGAAGGAUGUCUGAGCAAUCGCUUUGCAUUGUUCUUCUUUCUCUCCAGGCUCUAGCUUGCGGUUUUUGUUUCUUACUGCGGUGGCUCCUUGCCGGUUGGUACAAGUAAGCGGUUUUAGAGAAUUAUUGAAACGAGUCCAACAGAUAAUCAGUGUCUUUAUCGCACAAGGAGGUGAUGCAUCGUGUGUCUUCCCCUUGGAAGGACGUCUAAUUUGUUGCCGAGCCAGACUGGAGAAUUAGGCGAGAAUGGAGUUUACGUUCUUAAAUUAACAUUGAUAGUGUGAGGGAAUGCAUGCAUUGAUGCUGCAUUGUAACAUCAACUACAGGUUGAAGUUCAAGAAUUCUAUGUUUUUCUUGGGGAAUGAGUGUUCAAAGAAACAAUUUUUAUACAAUUUUGCCAAAACAAAAGAUGAGUAGUGGAAACUAUUUGUUGUGGUUUUGAAGUUUCAGAAA